GAAUGCAAUUUAUUGUUGCAGAAAGUGACGAAGUUGAGCUCAGUCGCGAAGCAGCUUUAGCGUAUGAAGUCGUACGAUUCACUAAAAGAUUGUCUGAGCUAGUAAUUAGACAAAAUUACAUUAUAAUCUACCUUAGAUUGUACUGUGCAUACAUACAAUGAAAAAACGGUCAAGAGAUCAAUGCAUCCAAAGAUUCAAACAUGUGUGUGAUAUCUUGAUGCGUUCAACGUUCGUGUCUGUGAGCCCCCACGCUAGAUCUAACAUAUCCUCUUAUUCCUCACUUAAUGUUGGCAGCUCAUCAAAAAUCCGCUUUUCGAAUACCAAAUGGCAUGUAGAACACGCUAAUUCUGCACCACACGCACCCUCGAGCUCCAAGUCAUUCUCUUGGGUCACGUCCAGCAGUGUCUCACCAACGUUUGCUUUUACCGUUGUGCGCUUUCCCUCGCCGUCAAUAAAAUCAAAUGACACUUGCGAAAAGUGACGGCUGGAUGGUAAAGCAUGCCAUCGACUUGUCGAGUGUUGUAAAGCAAACGACUGGAGAGUAGCUACAAAGGCAACACAGCGUCGCACUGUAGAAGUAAAUUUUAA
Messenger RNA from Plasmopara halstedii, 588 nucleotides. RefSeq lists its product as uncharacterized. The record is from RefSeq and is a predicted model, not a curated record. Bases 158 to 481 code for a protein of 107 amino acids. Lineage: Eukaryota; Oomycota; Peronosporomycetes; Peronosporales; Peronosporaceae. The transcript has a single exon.